Molecule: messenger RNA, 6126 nt
Organism: Micromonas commoda
Lineage: Eukaryota; Viridiplantae; Chlorophyta; Mamiellophyceae; Mamiellales; Mamiellaceae
Product: ATP-binding cassette superfamily
Exons: 1
Coding region: 1-6126 (2041 amino acids)
Biological process (GO): transmembrane transport; lipid transport
Cellular component (GO): membrane; intracellular membrane-bounded organelle
Molecular function (GO): lipid carrier activity; ABC-type transporter activity; ATP hydrolysis activity
Source: RefSeq, a predicted model, not a curated record
AUGACGCGCGGCGAGGAGGCGCGCGGACCCUCGCGGUGCGUCCCCACCGCAACCUCAAAACCUCGCGCGACGCUUCUCACCACGUGGCCCUUUUCCCGUCCACGAGAUAUUCCUUUUCCAGCGCAGACAUCCGGGUCGAAUGCUCGGACGGCGAUGCCCGCGCUGACCUCCAAUCGUCCCUUCUUCGCGCACAGGUCCACCGCGCAGUUCUUCGCGCUGGUGCGCAAGAACUUCACGCUCAAGACCCGCGGCAUCCUCUGCUGCUGCACCGGCGUCGAGAUCAUCCUCCCGGUUUUCUUCCUCGCCGUGCUCUGCCUGCCCAAGGCGCUCGUCAAGGACAGCGUCAACAACGAUGUGGUCACCAAGCCCUACCAGAUCGCCACUCCUUGGGGCUCCACGGAGUACAGCGGCGGGCGGGGGGCCUACUGCGUCGACGGGUACAAGCUCCUCGUCGCGCCCGCCACCCCGGAGGCGACGCGCAUCGCGAACAAGGCUGCGAUGAACUUGAUCUGCAGCGGCCCGCGGAGUUCGUACGUGGACAGCUGGGCGGGCAACUUUUUGAAGGCGAUCGGGUGCGAGACGUGGGGGGGGAUGGACACGCCGUCCGAACCGAUGGUGCACCACGACCCCGCGCUCGCGGCGCUCAUCUGGAACGGCACCGGAUCGUCCAGGCUCGCCGACGUCAACGACCAGGAGUACCAAAUCUACCACGGCAGGGCGAACAACUCCACGACGACCAUGCGAGAGCUGUGCCGCGACUCGUGCCUGAGGGACACGAACGGCUGCUACAAGGACACGUGGGGCGAUCACGUCCUGCCCCAUCUCGUCAAGACCUUCGCCACCAAGGCUGACGGCUUGGCGUGGAUCGAAGCUAACCCGGGCCCGACGCUCGCCUUCGUCGCAUUCGCCGCGGGGGUGGAGGGAAGCGAAGACGCCUCCGCGAAAAAAGUGAGGUACAGCCUCCACACGAACACCACCGCGUACGACGGCGGCGAGUGCCAAAACAGCGACAGCGGCAACUGCGCGUAUCGCACCCGCGAGUACACGGUGAACGAGUGGGAGGCGGAGAGCGAUAACCCCUCGUGGAGGGGUUACGGGGUCUUCUCGAGGGUGCAGAACGCGAUCGACGCGGCGUUGAUCGACGAGAAGGACGGCGACGGCGUCGACUACGGCGUCACGCUCGACGCGUCCGUCAGGCCCUUCCCCUGGCUCGGUUACGACUACAACAUCGGCGGCAUCAUCGCCGCCGGCGUCUUUUCCAUCCUCGGCGCCCUCGCGUUUAUGUCAAACGUGGUGAUCAUCAUGAAGUCCGUCGUCGUGGAGAAGGAGCUGCGCCUGAGGGAAGGGAUGCAGAUGAUGGGGAUGUCUUCUAACAUGUACUGGCUGUCGUGGUUCUACACCCACUUCCUCACGGCGAUGUGCACCGUGGUUCUCAUCGUGAUUAUCGGCAUGUACCCGUUUGAGUACACGAAUCCUUUCCUGCAGCUGGUGUUCUACACGCUCUGGAUCACGAGCUGCAUCCUGUGGAACUACAUGAUAUCCACGGUGUUCAGCCGAAGCAUCACCGCGAGCGUCGUGGGAUGCUUCGUGUACGUCAUGUCCAUCGCGCCGGCGAUCGCGGUGCGCAUCGUGUCCCCUCAGGGCAGCGCGGGCUGGCUCGCCACUUGUCUGCUGCCGGGCUCCUCCAUCAACAUGUGGGGGCACAUACUCGCGAGGCUCGAGCUCGCGAAGGAAGGGAUCACGUUCGAAACCGCGGACAAGCACAUGAACAAGUACGGCGACUUCUCCGCGGCGUCCGUCAUCGGCAUGGUGUUCCUGGACUGCGUGUUGUACGCGCUGAUGACGUGGUACCUCGACAAAGUUUGGCCCACAGAGUUUGGCCAGAAGCUCAGCCCGCUUUUCCCGUUUACCAAGGAGUACUGGCUCGGCGAGUCGCACAACGUCGACGACGACAGCGCGACGGGCAAGGAGACGACCGAAUUCGGCGAGAACUUCGAGCCCCUCACCGACGACCAGCUGCGUAAGGCGUCGGUCAAGAUUCGAGGCUUGAAGAAGCAGUUUAGCAACGGGGUCGUCGCCGUAGACGACCUCACCGUGACCUUCGUCCCCGGCCAGGUCUCCGCGCUUCUCGGACACAACGGCGCGGGGAAGACCACGACGAUCAGCAUGCUCACCGGCACCCUCAACGCCACCGGCGGCGACGCCGUGAUCAACGGCAAAUCCAUCCGCACCGAGAUGGGACGCAUUCGCGAGUCGUUGGGCAUCUGCCCCCAGUUUGACGUCCUCUGGCCCACGCUGACGGUGCGCGAGCACUUACGACUCUACGCCGCGUUCGGGGGAAUGGACAAAGGCGCGAUCCCGGCCGAGAUUGUCUCCGCGGUGAACGAGGUGGCGUUGUCCGAAAAGUUGCACUACAAGACGGGGCAGCUGUCCGGCGGGCAGAAGCGAAAGCUGUCGCUCGCCAUCUCCUUCAUCGGAAAACCCAGCGUGGUUUUCCUGGACGAGCCCACGAGCGGCAUGGACCCUUACUCGCGCCGAUUCACCUGGGAGGUGAUCCGCAAGCGAGCGGCGACGUCGUCCAUCAUGCUGACCACGCAUUUCCUCGACGAGGCUGACCUCCUGUGCGAUCGCAUCGCCAUCAUGAGCGCCGGCAAGCUGGCGUGCGUCGGGUCGCCGGUGUUUUUGAAGAAUCGAUACGGCGCCGGUUACCACCUGACGCUGGCGCGUAAGUCGGCGAGCGCCUCCCAGGGGAAGAUAUCGGCCGGUAACGCCGACGGGGUACUCGCGCUGGUGCGCAAGUACGUCGGGGACAACGCGACGCUCGCGUCCGACGUGGGCGCCGAGCUCUCCUUUACCCUGCCGUUUGAGUCCACCGCCAAAUUUCCCGACCUGUUCAAGGAUCUGGACGGCAAGCUGGACUCGCUCGGGUUCCAGAGUUACGGCAUCUCGUGCACCACCCUGGAGGAAGUGUUCCUUUCCAUCGCGCGGGGCGGCGUCGGUGGCAACUCGGAGGCGACCAGAAAGUCUCUGGACGCGGCGAGACCCGCUACCGACGUCAACGGUAACGAAUCCAAGCUGCUGAUGGACGACCCGGACGACGAGGACCUCGACGAGGCGGGCCAUCAGAUUCGCGCGGGUUACGUCACCGGCUGGCCGCUCGUCGCGCGCCAGUGCAAGGGACUGCUGUGGAAACGCCGGCUCAACUGGCAGCGCGACUGGAAGAGCAUACUGGUGCAGCUCGCGUUCCCGGUGCUGUUCUUCGUGCUCGCCCUCGUGCUCGCGGGCUUGGAGUACGAGGACUCCAAGGAUUUUCAAAACAUGGAGGUGACCCGCCGCAUGCUCGGAAACCGACCCACGAUCGCCAGCGUCAAGGCGACCGACGCGGAGGCCGCCGCGGUUUUCGCGCAGUGGCCCGAAGGGACCGCCGUGACCCGCGCGUAUCAGCCCAUGAUGGACUGCGCGUGCAACUGCCCGGCGAAGGGCCAAAACGCCGUUUUCGAUACGGCGGCUUGUUGCAUGCAAAACCUCACCGCCGCCAUCGCGGGCGCCGCCGCGGCGGGGCUCUCCGCGGACGCGACCCUGGGGUACUGCGCGCAGGCGUCCCUGAGCGGCUUCGGCUCGGCGCAGGGUUCGUGCGGCCUCACGUCGGGCGGCGUCGGCGCGGCGGGCGGCAUGGACGUGAGCCCCCAGUGCGCUUCGGGUGGCGGCGACACCUUUGACGCGUACCUGUGGAGCGUCACCGAGGAGAGGGUGACGUGCGACAGGCAGGAUACGAUCGGGUGCGACGCCCUCCACGUCGAGGGGUACGACGCGGCGACGGGGCGGUACCAGCACACGGUGUACGCGCAUCAGAGCGCGUAUCACAGCGUCCCGGCUACCGUCAACGAGGCCAACUCGGCGAUUUUGAGGAAGAGGACCGGCGGCGCCUACGUGGGCAUAUCGGUGUCAAACGAGUGGCUCCCCGAGGUGAAGCGGUUCGUGGACGGCGACGUGGUGGACAGCAGCAACGACACCACGUUCAUCACGUCCCUGUUCAUCGUGAUGGGCGCGUCGAUCCUCACCGCGUCCGUCGUCGUCUUCCCCGUGUACGAGCGUCGCAACAACAGCAAGCACCUGCAGAUGGUGAGCGGCAUCAACAAGGUGGCGUACUGGUGUUGCCACUGGCUCGCGGAUGCGGCGCAGAUGAUUGUCCCGAUCGCGGCGAUCAUGAUCAUCUUCGCGGCUUUCAACAUCGAGCAGUACCGCGGGCAGCUCGACGCCAUCUUCGUCCUGACCCUCUGCUUCGUCUUGUGCUCCAUCACCUACACGCACCUCGUGGGCUUCUACUUCAAGAACGAGUUCUACGCCUUCGUCGGCCUCACCGGCGCCAAGCUGUUCCUGUCCGUCAUCUGCACCGCCACCGGCAUGGUGUUGGAGCUCCUGAAGGACGUCAACGACGACACCAAGAAGGCUUACGCGGCGCUCUCCGUGAUCCUCCCCAUUAUCAUCCCCCACUACUCCUACGGCAAAGGACUGUACGACAUCGGCCAGAACAAGCUGAACGAGAACCGCCAGCGGUUCAACGCGCAGACCAUGAGUCUCACCCCCAUGGGCAGCAAGGACUGGUGGGCCGAGGACGUCAUCGGAGACGACAUCGCGUGGCUCGUCGGCCUCGCCGUGGGGUUCGGCGUCCUCAUCAUACUCGUCGAGCUCUCCGAGGGGAGCAUCGCCACGCUCGCGUCCAAGGGGCUGGAGUUUUUGAGGAUCAGGUCCAGGAACACCUCCGCGGACAACUCGUCGCUCGACGAGGCUGACGACGAGGACGUCGCGGAGGAGCGCCGCCGCGUGAACGACGCGGCGGCCGCCGGCUUUAGCGCCGAUCGAAGGGGAGAAAACUCCGCCGACACCCGCGACGGCGUGAUCCUCCACGGAAUCACCAAGACGUUCGGGUUCGGGUCCGGCGCGAAGAAGGCGGUGCGCAACCUAUCCGUCGGCAUGCCCCGCGGGCAGUGCUUCGGCCUCCUCGGCAUCAACGGCGCGGGUAAGACGUCGACGUUUAAGAUGAUCACCGGGGAAUUCGCGCCCACCAGGGGCGAUACCCGAGUGCUCGUCACCGGCGGCGGCAAGCGCGAGUACCUCAGCGUGCACGAGGACCUGUCCCGCGCGCGAACCGUCAUGGGAUACUGCCCGCAGUUCGACGGCCUUCAACCCAACCUGACCGGCCGGGAGCACCUGCAGUUUUACGCGCAGGUGAGGGGCGUCCCGGACGAGUUGAUCGAGCACACCGUCAACGCGUUGCUCGAGAAGAUGUCGCUGACCAAGUACUCGGAGCGACAGGCGGGGACCUACUCUGGAGGAAACAAGCGCAAGCUCUCGGUGGCCAUCGCGCUCAUCGGCGAGCCCGCGGUGGUGCUCCUGGACGAGCCCUCGACCGGUAUGGACCCCGAGGCGCGUCGUUUCAUGUGGGACGUCAUCUCCGCGAGCACGAGGGGGCGCACCAUCGUGCUGACGUCUCACAGCAUGGAGGAGUGCGAGGCGCUGUGCAACCGGAUCGGCAUCAUGGUCGGCGGCCAGUUCAAGUGCCUCGGCUCGCUGCAGCACCUCAAGAACCGGUUCUCCGAGGGGUACACGGUGGACGUGCGGUUUCAGUCGGGCCUCGCGCGGAUCGUCUACGACGCCGUCGUCGCCAAGGGUAUCCACGCGCAGGUCAUGGAGAGCCACGACACGGAGCUCAAGCUCAGGGUGGACGACACCGGCAACACGAAGCUUUGGCAGAUCUUCGCCGCGAUCGAGGACAUCCGCGCGAUGAAAAAGCCGGAGCGACACGUCGUGCAGGUGGACGGCGAAGAUCCCAUCCCGGUAGGGGCGGACGACGCCGGCGGCUUGAUCGACGAUUACUCCGUGUCGCAGACUACGCUGGAGCAGGUCUUUGUGCGGUUCGCGUCGACGCAGAGCGAGGAGACGCAGCACGCGCCGGGAAUGACGCCCGGGAUUGACGGGUUGGGGCAGCCGCCGUUAGGAUCGUCCCUCGCCGUUCAGCCGCCGCCUCCGCAGGGCGAGUUUCACCAAUUCGCCCCGGCGGAUGCCGACGACGAACGCGCCCCGCCGCCGGACAUGGUCCCGCCGGGAUACGUCCAGCGACCGUGA